AUGAACGCCAAGUUGCUCGGGUCUGGACUUCUACUGUUCGCUGGCUUCCUGGUUUGUAGUGAGGCACCGUUUGUAAAAAUGACAAAUGCCAAGUGCCUGUCGUACAACAAAUCGUGGGUGCAGUUUCACUACUGCCGCCUGAAGGCCUACUCCCGGAACAAGACCAGUCUAAAUGUGAAUGCCACAUUCGUAGAACCGGCAAACAACAUCUAUGUACGAAUUAAAUUGAUGAAGAGGGACAAUGGCUACAAGCCAUUUCUCGUUGAUUCGCGAAAUCAACCGGUGGCCAAGAUAGUCUGGAACUUGAUCAAGGAUGUGUCCACAGUGAAUCACACCUGUCCCUAUGUAGGCUUGCAGACUGUGAGCGACUUCCACCGGAUUGAAAUACCUCUACCGGUGCCCUCUGGGGAAUAUCUUUUCCUAAUCAAUUGGACAUUCGACGGCAGACCGCAGUUUGCAACAAAUGUUUACUUCACCCUUUGUGGAGGAUUAGGCAAGAGCCGCGAAUACAUUAUUUUGCACUUAGCUAAGAACUUAUCCAAGUCAAUUAUGUUGUACAAAUUAUUCUAG
Messenger RNA from Drosophila subobscura, 570 nucleotides. RefSeq lists its product as uncharacterized. NCBI's taxonomy places the organism in Eukaryota, Metazoa, Arthropoda, Insecta, Diptera, Drosophilidae. The record is from RefSeq and is a predicted model, not a curated record.